Callorhinus ursinus (northern fur seal) is the source of this 1680-nucleotide messenger RNA. NCBI's taxonomy places the organism in Eukaryota, Metazoa, Chordata, Mammalia, Carnivora, Otariidae. The record is from RefSeq and is a predicted model, not a curated record.
AUGACAUUAGGUCAGCAUCAACAGGAGAACCGCGAGCGAGUUGUUGCACUACCCGGGGACAGCUACCAGCCAACUUCGGCGGAGAAGGAUGCUGCUGGCCAGUGGGUUUUUCACAGGACCCAGAUUGAAGCGGGAAGCUCCCCGUGCAGCCGGUCCUCCGCGCCGCCGCAAGCUGCGCUCCCCAUUAGCGCCCCCGCCCCGCCCCGCCGCGCUCUCGCCGGGAGCCCGGGAGGGGGGCGAAGCCGCGGGCACCCAAAGUUUUGCCCGCGGCGGUCUGCACUCCCCCCUCCCCCGCGCCCCGGACUCCGGCAGCCGGCCGUGCGGGAUCGGGACCCGGGCAGGGUCUGCGGGGCUCUGUCGCCCGGCGGAUCCGAGGUCCGGCGGAGAUGCCGGCCGGCCGCCCGCGGGGGGCGCCGGGCUCCGACGAGCGGUCGACUCCCAACUUGGGCGGCGGGGGCCGCACGGCUCCGCUCCCGCCGGCGACAGAGCCCCGCAGGGCGCGUCCGGCGGGCAAGCGCUCGGCUGCCCGGCCCGCUGCGUCAAGCCCCGCCGGCCGCCCCGCGGGCCCGACGGCUCGGACUCGCCCCGGCCCCGCGCCCCGGCCCCCCGCCUACCUUGAGCCAGCGCCCGGAGCAAGUGCAGCUGCAGCGCCAGGAGCGCCCACCAUCCGCGCCGCCGGCCCGCGCUCAACUUUGUCGCCGGCCGCCCGCCGCGCUCCCCCGCGUCCCGGCCGGGGCUCUCGGGCGCCGCGAGGGCUCCCCGGGGCCGCCGCCGCCGCUCGGGGCCGGGGGAGGACCCCCGAGGCCGCCCCGGGCCCGCCGCGCCGCCGCUGCCCCGGGCCAUGCUGAGGAGGAGCUGCCGCCGCCCGCGCCCGGCCUCGGGCCCCGCGAGCGGACGGGCGGGCGGUGGCCGCGGGCCGAGCCGCCAGGUGCGGGGGCCGGGGGCGGCGGAGGGGCGCGGCGGAGGAGAAGUUGUCAGCGGGGGAAAUUCCCGUCACGCCGCCCCGAACGCCCCCGCCGCCGGAGCGCCCCGGCAGCGCCACGUCUCCCGGAGGGUCCAGCGGGCGCUGAAGAGGAGACGCCGCCGCCGCCGCCCCCGCCCGGCGCUGAGGAGAAAGUGCGCCCGCCCGCGCGCCGGCGCUCGCCCUCCGCCGCCGCCGCGCCCCAUUCACAGCCCGGCCGCACGCGCCGCCCGCCCGCGCCCGCCGCCGCCGCUGAUUGGCCGCGGGGAGGCGGCUCGCGGGCCUCGCGCCCCGCCCCCACGCCCUCGCCUGUUUUCAAACUCGCCGCGCCCGCCCGCCUGGAAUUUCGCGCCGGGCCUCGGGCUCGCCUCGGCGGCUUCCCGCGCCGGCUGCGCCCCCUAGGGACGCGCGGCGAGCACUGCAGGCCGGCGGCGUCUCCGCAAGCGCUCGGCCGACCGCUCGGGCGGGGGCGGUGCGGGCCGCAGGGGUGGGGGCCAGGGCGGCGCCGGCCUCGCCCUCCUCGGGACGUGCGGGCGCGCAGGUGGGCUGGCGCACGUGCGGCAGAGGAGCAGGUCGGCUGGGCCGCAGAGCCGCUGGCCCGUGCAGGCGAGGGAGAGGAGAGCCACGUCUCAGUUCCCGCUGCCAGAGCACCUACUGGGCACUACCCACCCUUAUUAAGUCUCAACAAUGACCGUGUGAAGGAAAGAUGGCGAAACUGA